AUGACCAGGACCAUGGAGCGGGAGUUUGAGAAGCUGGAUAUGCAGAAUUACUGGCAGCAGCUGUACUCGGAAAUUCAAAAGGAGUCUCCAGACUAUCCGCACCGAGUGGCCAAGUUUCCGGAAAACAGAAAUCGAAACAGAUACAGAAAUGUGAGCCCCUACGAUCACAGUCGCGUGAAACUGCAAGAUACUGAAAACGACUAUAUUAACGCCAGCUUUGUGGUCAUGGAGGAGGCGCACAGGAGGUACAUCUUAACGCAAGGCCCGCUCCCCAACACCCGCUCUCAUUUCUGGCUCAUGGUUUGGCAGCAAGGGACAGAGGCCAUUGUCAUGUUAAGCCGGCUGGUGGAGCAAGGGAAGGAGAAAUGUGUGAGGUACUGGCCCGCCAAGGGGGGGCCCCAGAUGCUGUUUCGGGAAACGGGGCUCAGCGUGGAGCUGCUAACCGAAGAGGUGAAACCCCACUACACAGAGCACCGCCUGCGAUUACGAAGCCUGGGCAGUGGGCAAAGCAGGGCCAUCGCUCACUUUCACUACACCACCUGGCCCGACUUCGGUGUCCCCGAGUCCCCAGCUUCCCUGCUCCACUUCCUGUCCCAAGUGAGAGUCUCUGGCUCCCUGAAGGGGGAGCACGGGCCCCCCGUGGUGCACUGCAGCGCUGGCGUGGGCCGCUCGGGCACAUUCUCCUUCAUAGACAUCUGCCUUAUUCUGAUGGCACAGGGACAUGAUAUAACGAUCAAACAAGUGCUACUGAAGAUGAGAAAGUAUCGAAGGGGCCUGAUUCAGACCCCAGAACAACUACGAUUCUCAUACAGGGCUAUCAUCGAAGGAGCCCAGUUUACCAAGGGGGACUGGAAUACAGAGAAACGAUGGAGAGAACUUUCUAAGGAAAACGUGUCCCCUGCUUUUGAUCGUUCACCCACCACGAUAAAGACCGAGACAUAUAAUAGUAACAAAACAGGCUUGGAAGAAGGAAAGGGUACAAGACUGUCCUCUGAGAGCCAAGCUCCUGGAAAGGAAAGGAGGGAGAGGGUUCUGCGAGAACGAGUGCUAGAGGACAGACAAGCGAACACAGCUCAGAGAGUGCCGCGGAUGGAACAGAGGCUAAAUGAGACCCAACAAAUGAGAAAAACGCAGUUAUAUUGGCAACAUGUCUUCACUAAGAUCGGGGUUGGGUCCGUCCUUGUGGUUGGCAUUUUGGUUGGCUGGACACUAUUUUUUCAGCAAAAUGCCUUAUAA
Messenger RNA from Echinops telfairi (small Madagascar hedgehog), 1236 nucleotides. Its product is annotated as tyrosine-protein phosphatase non-receptor type 2-like. Lineage: Eukaryota; Metazoa; Chordata; Mammalia; Afrosoricida; Tenrecidae. Gene Ontology annotation, biological process: protein dephosphorylation. The record is from RefSeq and is a predicted model, not a curated record. Gene Ontology annotation, molecular function: protein tyrosine phosphatase activity. Bases 1 to 1236 code for a protein of 411 amino acids. The transcript has a single exon.